GCCCAUCUGCUCUGCCAGCGAUAAGUGAUCGCUGCAAAACAAAGACGGGAACAAACUGCGGCUGGAAAAUAUAAUCGAUCAUCGGCUUUUUAAUGGGGGGACAGACUUUCAACAAGCUAUAGUGCAAAUCUGUGAGAGGAGAACAGCUCUGCUUCUUCUUCUUCUAGUUUGUAAAGUGAGAACAGGACUUCAAUUCGCCAAACAGUGGCAGGGGGGCACGUGUCUGUCGAGGAGAGGCGCUGUCCGUGGUGCUGAAAGUCCUUCAGGUCUCCAAAGAGCCGGUGUGAGGACAACCUGAGGACUGUCCAGCUGCAGCUCCUCCAAGAAACAAGACAAGACAUGGUCCCUCUGUGCAGAGUCCAGCUGCAGACUUUCAUACUUCUCUGUUUUGUUGUCCAUCUGAGCAGGUCGGUGUGUGUCGAGGUGUCGUCGGAUACAGAAGCAGUUCUGGGGAAGUCCAUAAAGUUGACAUGCAUCUCCUGCAUGCAAAGAGAGGAGGUCAAAGCCAAGACAGUUGUGAACUGGUAUCACAUGCCCAAAGGGAACAAGUCUGAAAAAACUCUUAUAUACCACUAUAACAAUACAAACUCAAUGGAUAUGGAUGGAUCCUUUAAGGGCCGUCUAGCCUGGAACGGCAGUCAAGACCUGCAAGACGUCUCAAUCAGGAUUCUAAACGUCUCAGACACUGACAGCGGCAUCUAUGAGUGCCACAUUUGUCGGGAGUUUGACUAUGGCUUCUUCAUGCCUUCAUUUUCAGUCACGAAGAACAUCACACUGGAAGUGAAAGAGAAAGCUUCUGAUGACCCCACAGCGAUCUACUCUGAGAUCAUGAUGUAUGUGCUGCUGGUGUUCUUGACCUUCUGGCUGCUGGUAGAAAUGGUCUACUGCUACAGAAAGAUCUCGAAGUCUGAUGAACAGACACUGGACACGGCGACAAACUACCUAGCUGUUCCCUCUGACCAGAAAGACAACCCAGCUGCUCUGGUUACGGAAUAAAAGCUCUUUACACUGACACGGUAUUUUCCAUGUGACGCUCUCCGCCUGACUCCCAUCAGGGAAA
Molecule: messenger RNA, 1060 nt
Organism: Nematolebias whitei (Rio pearlfish)
Lineage: Eukaryota; Metazoa; Chordata; Actinopteri; Cyprinodontiformes; Rivulidae
Gene: scn3b
Product: sodium channel, voltage-gated, type III, beta
Exons: 6
Coding region: 340-996 (218 amino acids)
Biological process (GO): regulation of heart rate by cardiac conduction; sodium ion transport; ventricular cardiac muscle cell action potential
Cellular component (GO): voltage-gated sodium channel complex
Molecular function (GO): sodium channel regulator activity
Source: RefSeq, a predicted model, not a curated record